UUAAACUAAAUAUUAUGCCAAAAGUAUUCAAAGUUAACGGCAGUAUUAGUGUUCACUGCGAGUCUAAACUAGUGGUCGGCAAACAAAGUCUAGUAUCGCUAUCACUGACCAAGGACAAACACGCAUUCGCUACUAUUAAUAUGUUUGGUCAAAGGUCGUUUGAUAGAACUCAAGGAGUUAGAAAUAUAACUUGGUUGCAAUCAUCUACACAACCGCCAAUAGUGCAUGUUAAAAUAGGAAAUGCUACCAGGCUAACUUCGGGAAUGUAUAGAUGCGAACUCACGUAUAGGAAUACGACCAGCGGAUUUAGUUUCAACUCCUAUUCAAACUAUAUGGUUUUACGCAAUACGGGCACCUCGUUCCGG
Medioppia subpectinata is the source of this 365-nucleotide messenger RNA. Lineage: Eukaryota; Metazoa; Arthropoda; Arachnida; Sarcoptiformes; Oppiidae. The record is from the annotation of a GenBank genome assembly.